Molecule: messenger RNA, 9727 nt
Organism: Linum trigynum
Lineage: Eukaryota; Viridiplantae; Streptophyta; Magnoliopsida; Malpighiales; Linaceae
Source: the annotation of a GenBank genome assembly
CUGCCGAUAAUGAAGUCUAUUUAUCCUAUUCUCAACGGAUGAUAAGUCCAUUGAGCACAGAUUUAGGCCAAUUUAUUUUCGGAUGGCAUUUUCGUAAUUUUUUGGGAGAUGAAAGACCAUUUUCUUUGGGUAUUGAAGGCUACAGAUCACGAAUUCGGCCUGAGGCUAUUCUUCAACGAUGAUGGAGUCCAUUAAGCUCCAAUUUGGGCGGAUUUAUUCCGGGUCAAUUUUUGGCAGAUUCCAAAGGGGUACCAUCAUAGAUUUCGGGUGAUUUUUUUGAAAUGACAUUUUCUUUCGAUUCUGGAGGCUACAGAUUACAUAAUCAUGUCGAGGCUAUUCUCCGCCGAUAAUGAAGUCUAUUUAUCUAUUCUCCACGGAUGAUAAGUCCGUUGAGCACAGAUUUAGGCCAAUUUAUUUUCGGUUGGCAUUUCCGUAAUUUAUUUGGAGACGAAAGGCCAUUUUCUUUGGAUAUUGAAGGCUACAGAUCACAGAUUCGGCCUGAGGCUAUUCUUCAACGAUGAUUGAGUCCAUUAAGCAUCAAUUUGGGCGGAUUUAUUCCGGGUCAAUUUUUGGCAGAUUCCAAAGGGGUACCAUCACAGAUUUCGGGUGAUUUUUCCGAAAUGCCACUUUCUUUCUAUUCUGUAGGCUACUGAUCACGAAAUCAGGCCGAGGGUAUUCUCCACCGAUAAUGAAGUCUAUUGAUCCUAUUCUCCACGGAUGAUAAGUCCAUUAAGCACCGAUUUGGGCCAAUUCUUUUUCUGAUGGCAUUUUUGUAAUUUUUAGGGGGACGAAAGGCCAUUUUCUUUGGAUAUUGAAGGCUAUAGUUCACGGAUUUGGCCUGAGUCUAUUCUUCAACGCUGAUUGAGUCCAUUAAGCAGCUAUUUGGGCGGAUUUAUUACUUGUCAAUUUUUGGCAGAUUCCAAAUGGGGUACCAUCACAGAUUUCGUGUGAUUUUUCCGAAAUUCCAUUUUCUUUGAUGCUGGAGGCUACAGAUCACGGAAUUAGGCCGAAGAUAUUCUCCACCGAUAAUGAAGUCUAUUGGUCUUAUUCUCCACGAAUGAUAAGUACUUUAAGCACCGAUUUGGGCCAAUUUAUUUUAGGAUGGCAUUUCGUAAUUAUUUGGGCGAUGAAAUGCCGUUUUUAAAUAUUGAAGUCUACAGUUCAUGGAUUCGGCCUGAGGCUAUUCUUCAACAAUGAUUGAGUCCAUUAAGCAUCGAUUUGGGCGAAUUUAUUCCGGGUCUAUUUUUGGCAGAUUCCAAAGGGGUUCCAAAACAGAUUUCGGGUGAUUUUUCCGAAAUGCCAUUUUCUUUCUAUUCUGGAGGCUACUGAUCAAUGAAUCAGGCCGAGCGUAUUCUUCACUGAUAAUGAAGUCUUUUGAUCCUAUUCUCCACGGAUGAAAAGUCCAUUAACCACCGAUUUGGGCCAAUUUAUUUUCGGAUGGCAUUUUCAUAAUUUUUUGGGCGACGAAAGGCCAUUUUCUUUGGAUAUUGAAGGCUACAGAUCACGGAUUCAGCAUGAGGCUAUUCUUCAACGAUGAUUGAGUCCAUUAAGCACCGAUUUUGGUGGAUUUAUUAUGGGUCAAUAUUUGGCAGAUUCCAAAGGGGUACCAUUACAGAUUUCAGUCGAUAUUUCCGAAAUGCCAUUUUCUUUCGAUUCUGGAAACUACAGAUCGUGGAAUCCUGCAAAGGCUAUUCUCCACUGAUAAUGAAGUCUAUUGGUCCUAUUCUCCACGGAUGAUAAGUCCAUUAAGCACCGAUUUGAGCCUAUUUAUUUUCUUAUUGCAUUUUCGUAAUUUUUUUUGCGACGAAAGGCCAUUUUCUGUGGAUAUUGAAGGCUACAGAUCACGGAAUCAGGCCGAGGCUAUUCUUCAACGAUGAUGGAGUCCAUUAAGCACCGAUUUGGGCGGAUUUAUUCCGGGUCAAUUUUUGGCAGAUUCCAAAGGGGUACCAUCACAGAUUUCGUGUGAUUUUUUCGAAAUGCCAUUUUCUUUUGAUUCUGGAGGCUGUAGAUUACAGAAUCAUUUUGAGGCUAUUUUCCGCCGAUAAUGAAGUCUAUUUAUCCUAUUCUCCACGGAUGAUAAGUCCAUUGAGCACAGAUUUAGGCCAAUUUAUUUUCGAAUGGCAUUUUUGUAAUUUUUUUUGGAGAGGAAAGACCAUUUUAUUUGGCUAUUGAAGGCUACAGAUCAUGGAUUCGGCCUGAGGCUAUUCUUCAACGAUGAUGGAGUCCAUUAAGCACCGAUUUGGGCGGAUUUAUUCCGGGUCAAUUUUAGGCAGAUUCCAAAGGUGUACCAUCAUUGAUUUCGGUUGAUUUUUUCGAAAUGCCAUUUUCUUUCGAUUCAGGAGGCUACAGAUUAAAGAAUCAUGUCAAGGCUAUUCUCCGCUGAUAAUGAAGUCUAUUUAUCUAUUCUCCACGGAUGAUAAGUCCGUUGAGCACAGAUUUAGGCCAAUUUAUUUUCGUAUGGCAUUUUCGUAAUUUUUUUGGAGACGAAAGGCCAUUUUCUUUAGAUAUUGAAGGCUACAGAUCACGGAUUCGGCCUGAGGCUAUUUUUCAACGAUGAUUGAGUCUAUUAAGCAUCGAUUUGGGCGGAUUUAUUCCGGGUCAAUUUUUGGCAGAUUCCAAAGGGGUACCAUCACAGAUUUCGGGAGAUUUUUCGAAAUGUCAAUUUCUUUCAAUUCUGGAGGCUACAGAUCAUGGAAACUGGCCUAGGCUAUUCUCUACCGAUAAUGAAGUCUAUUGGUCUUAUUUUCCACGGAUGAUAAGUACAUUAAGCACCGAUUUGGGCCAAUUCAUUUUCGGAUGGCAUUUUUUUAAUUUUUAGGGCGAUGGAAGGCCAUUUUCUUUCGAUAUUGAAGGCUAUAGUUUACAGAUUCGGCCUGGGGCUAUUCUUCCACGAUAAUUGAGUCCAUUAUGCAGCUAUUUGGGCGGAUUUAUUGCUUGUCAAUUUUUGGCAGAUUCCAAAGGGGUACCAUCAUAGAUUUCAGGUGAUUUUUCCGAAAUGCUAUUUUCGUUCGAUGCUGGAGGCUACAUAUCACGGAAUCAGACCAAGGCUAUUUUCCACCGAUAAUUAAGGUUGGGAAACGGUGCGGUCUGGGCCAGACCAGACCAUCUAUACGGUCUAUGGUCCAGACCGAGAGGCUAAAGUAUAGACCACGGACCAGACCACAGACUAUACGGUUCGGUCCAGUCCACGCCUGUGCGGUCUGGUUCGGUCUGGUCUGGUCCAGAUAGAACACACUCAACAAAAAAUGAAUAAUUAAUUUAGUCAACCACACAAAAAAUUGAACCAAUAACCAGGAAAAAUAAUUGUUAUUUUCCUUAAAUCAUUAAUCCUAACAUGCAUGAAUAAUUUUGAUACUCUAAAUCUUAGUAGAUACCAAAGAUACAAAGUAAAAGCAUCCCAACUUGCACCAUAACGUCAUAAACAUUAACAUAAUGUCAUAUGGAGACACGAUUAUCUCUACUCUCUAGUUAAAUGUGGUUGUGAAUUAAGGAGGGACGAGAUUCACAAAACUAAGGUUGAGACUUGGGUGUCGUUUUGGGAGUGGGGAGAGUGGUCGAAAGGGUUGUUAACACGUAUUUACAAGUCAGUUGAGUCCACGGUUUGGUCCGGUAAACCGCGGUCUAGACCAGACCAGACCAAGAGAUCAAAAUAUAAAAUAGUACAGACCAUGGACCAGACCAGACCAUACUUAACGGUCUACGGUCCGGACCAAACUGUAUGGUACGUGUUUGGACCACGGUUUUUCUAUCGGUCUGGUCUAUUUUCCCAGCCCUACCAAUAAUGAAGUCUAUUGGUCUUAUUCUCCACGGAUGAUAAGUUCUAUAAGCACCUAUUUGGGCCAAUUUAUUUUAGGAUGGCAUUUUCGUACUUUUUUGGGCGACGAAAUGCCAUUUUUUUUUAAUAUUGAAGUCUACAACUCAUGGAUUCGGCCUGAGGCUAUUCUUCAACAAUGAUUGAGUCCAUUAAGCAUCGAUUUGGACGGAUUUAUUCCGGGUCAAUUUUUGGCAGAUUCCAAAGGGGUACCAUAACAGAUUUCGGGCGAUUUUUCCGAAAUGCCAUUUUCUUUCUAUUCUGGAGGCUACUGAUCACGAAAUCAGGCCGAGGGUAUUCUCCACUGAUAAUAAAGUCUAUUGAUCCUAUUCUCCACGGAUGAUAAGUCCAUUAACCACCGAUUUGGGCCAAUUUAUUUUCGGAUGGCAUUUUCAUAAUAUUUUUGGCGACGAAAGGCCAUUUUCUUUGGAAAUUGAAGGCUACAGAUCACGGAUUCAGCCUGAGGCUAUUCUUCAACGAUGAUUGAGUCCAUUAAACACCGAUUUUGGUGGAUUUAUUCCUAGUCAAUAUUUCGCGGAUUCCAAAGGGGUACCAUCACAGAUUUCGGUCGAUUUUUCUAAAUGCCAUUUUCUUUCGAUUCUGGAAACUACAGAUCGUGGAAUCCUGUCAAGGCUAUUCUCCACUGAUAAUGAAGUCUAUUGGUCCUAUUCUCCACGGAUGAUAAGUCCAUUAAGCACCGAUUUGAGCCUAUUUAUUUUCUUAAUGCAUUUUCGUAAUUUUUUUGGCGACGAAAGGCCAUUUUCUGUGGAUAUUGAAGGCUACAGAUCACAGAAUCAGGCCGAGGCUAUUCUUCAACGAUGAUGGAGUCCAUUAAGCACCGAUUUGGGCGGAUUUAUUCCGGGUCAAUUUUUGGCAGAUUCCAAAGGGGUACCAUCACAGAUUUCUGGUGAUUUUUUCGAAAUGCCAUUUUCUUUCGAUUCUGGAGGCUAUAGAUCAUGGAAUCAAGCCAAAGCUAUUCUCCACCGAUAAUGAAGUCAAUUGGUCUUAUUCUCCACGGAUGAUAAAUUCUUUAAGCACCGAUUUGGGCCAAUUAAUUUUCUGAUGGCAUUUUCGUAUUUUUUAGGGCGACGAAAUGCCAUUUUCUUUGGAUAUUGAAGGCUACAAAUCAUGGAUUCAGUCUGAGGCUAUUCUUCAACGAUGAUUGAGUCCAUUAAGCACCGAUUUUGGUGGAUUUAUUCCUAGUCAAUAUUUGGCGGAUUCCAAAGGGUAACCAUCACAGAUUUUGGUCGAUUUUUCCGAAAUGCCAUUUUCUUUCGAUUCUGGAAGCUACAGAUCGCGGAAUCCUGCCGAGGCUAUUCUCCACUGAUAAUGAAGUCUAUUGGUCCUAUUCUCCACGGAUGAUAAGCCCAUUAAGCACCGAUUUGAGCCUAUUUAUUUUCUUAUGGUAUUUUCGUAAUUUUUUUGGCGACGAAAGGCCAUUUUCUUUGGAUAUUGAAGGCUACAGAUCACGGAUUCGGCCUGAGGCUAAUCUUCAACGAUGAUUGAGUUCAUUAAGCAUCGAUUUGGGCGGAUUUAUUUCGGGUCAAUUUUUGGCAGAUUCCAAAGGGGUACCAUCACAGAUUUCGGGAGAUUUUUCGAAAUGCUAUUUUCUUUCGAUUCUGGAGGCUACAGAUCAUGGAAUCAAGCCAAAGCUAUUCUCCACUGAUAAUGAAGUCUAUUGGUCUUAUUCUCCAUGGAUGAUAAGUUCUUUAAGCACCGAUUUGGGCCAAUUAAUUUUCUGAUGGUAUUUUCGUAUUUUUUAGGGCGACGAAAGGCCAUUUUCUUUGAAUUUUGAAGGUUAUAGUUCACGGAUUCGGCCUGAGGCUAUUCUUCAACGAUGAUUGAGACUAUUAAGCAGCUCUAUGGGCGGAAUUAUUCCGGUUCAAUUUUUGACAGAUUCCAAAGGGGUACCAUCACAGAUUUCGAGUGAUUUUUCCGAAAUGCCAUUUUCUUUCGAUGCUGGAGGCUACAUAUCACGGAAUCAAGCCGAAGCUAUUCUCCACCGAUAAUGAAGUCUAUUGGUCUUAUUCUCCACGGAUGAUAAGUUCUUUAAGCACCGACUUGGGCCAAUUAAUUUUCUGAUGGCAUUUUCGUAUUUUUUUGGGAGACGAAAGGCAAUUUUCUUUGGAUAUUGAAGGCUACAGUUCACGGAUUCGGCCUUAGGCUAUUCUACAACGAUGAUUGAGUCCAUUAAGCAGCGAUUUGGGCGGAUUUAUUCCGGGACAAUUUUUGGCAGAUUCCAAAGGGGUACCAUCACAGAUUUCAGGUGAUUUUUUCGAAAUGCCAUUUUCUUUCAAUUUUGGAGGCUAUAGAUUUCAGAAUCAUUUUGAGGCUAUUUUCCGCCGAUAAUGAAGUCUAUUUAUCCUAUUCUCCACGGAUGAUAAGUCCAUUGAGCACAAAUUUAGGCCAAUUUAUUUUUGGAUGGCAUUUUCGUAAUUUUUGGGAGACGUAAGACCAUUUUCUUUGGGUAUUGAAGGCUAUAGUUCACGGAUUCGGCCUGAGGCUAUUCUUCAACGAUGAUUGAGUCUAUUAAGCAGCUAUUUGGGCGGAUUUAUUCCGGGUCAAUUUUUGGCAAAUUCCAAAGGGGUACCAUCACAGAUUUCGGGUGAUUUUUCUGAAAUGCCAUUUUCUUUCGAUACUGGAGGCUACAGUUCACGGAACUUAUUUGGGCCAAUUAAUUUUCUGAUGGCAUUUUUCGUUUUUUCUUUUGGGCGAUGAAAUGCCAUUUUCUUUGGAUAUUGAAGGCUAAAGUUCACGGAUUCGACCUAAGGCUAUUCUUCAGCGAUGAUUGAGUCCAUUAAGCAACGAUUUUGGCGGAUUUAUUCCGGGUCAAUUUUUGGCAGAUUCCAAAGGGGUACUAUCACAGAUUUCGGGUGAUUUUUUCGAAAUGCCAUUUUCUUUCGAUUCUAGAGGCUAUAGAUUUCUGAAUCAUUUUGAGGCUAUUCUCCAUUGAUAAUGAAGUCUAUUGGUCCUAUUCUCCAAGGAUUAUAAGUCCAUUAAGCAUCGAUUUGAGCUUAUUUAUUUUCUUAUGGCAUUUUCUUAAUUUUUUUGGCAAUGAAAGGCCAUUUUCUUUGGAUAUUGAAGGCUACAGAUCACGGAUUCGGCCUGAGGCUAUUCUUCAACGAUGAUUGAGUCCAUUAAGCAUCGAUUUGGGCGAAUUUAUUCCGGGUCAAUUUUUGGCAGAUUCCAAAGGGGUACCAUCACAGAUUUCGGGAGAUUAUUCGAAAUGCUAUUUUCUUUCUAUUCUGGAGGCUACAGAUCAUGGAAUCCGGCCUAGGCUAUUCUCUACCGAUAAUGAAGUCUAUUGGUCUUAUUUUCCACGGAUGAUAAGUCCAUUAAGCACCGAUUUGGGCCAAUUCAUUUUCGGAAGGAAUUUUUGUAAUUUUUAGGGCGACGAAAGGCCAUUUUCUUUGGAUAUUGAAGGCUAUAGUUCACGGAUUCGGCCUGAGCCUAUUCUUCAACGAUGAUUGAGUCCAUUAAGCAGCUAUUUGGGCGGAUUUAUUACUUGUCAAUUUUUGGCAGAUUCCAAAGGGGUACCAUCACAUAUUUAUUGUGAUUUUUCCGAAAUGCAAUUUUCUUUCGAUUCUGGAGGCUACAAAUCACUGAAUUAGGCCGAGGCUAUUCUCCACCGAUAAUGAAAUCUAUUGAUCCUAUUCUCGGUGGAUGAUAAGUCCAUUAAGCACCGAUUUGGGUCAAUUUAUUUUCGGAUGGCAUUUUCGUAAAUUUUUAGCCGACGAAAUGCCAUUUUCUUUGGAUAUUGAAGGAAACGGAUCACGGAUUCGGACUGAGGCUAUUCUUCAACGAUGAUUGAGUCAAUUAAGCACUGAUUUGGGUGGAUUUCUUUUGGGUCAAUUUUGGCAAAUUCCAAAGGGGUACCAUCACAGAUUUCGGGCAAUAUUUCCGAAAUGUCAUUUCUUUCGAUUCUGGAGGCUACAGAUCACGGAAUCAGGACGACCUAUUAUCCACCGAUAAUGAAGUCUAUCGGUCUUAUUCUCCACAGAUGAUAAGUCCAUUAAGCUCCUAUUUGGGCCAAUUUAUUUUCGGAUGGCAUUUUCAUAAUUUUUUGGCGGCGAAAGGCCAUUUUCUUUGAAUAUUGAAGGCUACAUGCCACUUAUUCAACGAUGAUUGGGUCCAUUAAAAACCGAUUUGGGCGGAUUUAUUCCGGGUCAAUAUUUGGCAGAUUUCAAAGGUGUACCAUCACAAAUGUCGGGCGAUUUUUCCGAAAUAUCAUUUUCUUUCUAUUUUGGAGGCUACAGAUCACGGAAUCAGGUCGAGGCUAUUCUCCACCGACAAUAAAGUCUAUUGGUCCUAUUCUCCACAGAUGAUAAGUCCAUUAAGCACCUAUUUGGGCCAAUUUAUAUUCGGAUUGCAUUUUCGUAAUUUUUUAGGCGACGAAAUGCCAUUUCUUUGGAUAUUGAAGGCUACAGAUCACGGAUUCCGCCUGAUGCUAUCCUUCAACGAUGAAUUAGUCGAUUAAGCACGGAUUUGGGCGGAUUUAUUGCCGGUCAAUUUUGGGCAGAUUACAAAGGGGUACCAUCAAAGAUUUCGGGCGAUUUUUCCGAAAUGCUAUUUUAUUUCCAUUCAGGAGGCUACAGAUCACGGAAUCAGGCCGAGGUUAUUCUCCACCGAUAAUGAAGUCUAUUGAUCUUAUUCUCCACGGAUGAUAAGUUCAUUAAGCACCGAUUUGGGCCAAUUUAUUUUCGGAUGGCAUUUUCGUAAUUUUUUAGGCUACGAAAGGCCAAUUUCUUUGGAUAUUGAAGGCUCCAGAUUACGGAUUCGGCCUGAGGCUAUUUUUCAAAGAUGAUUGAGUCCAUUAAGAAUCGAUUUGGGCGAAUUUAUUCCGGGUCAUGGCAGAUUCCAAACUAGUCCAUCAAAGAUUUCGGACGAUUUUUCAGAAAUGCCAUUUCUUUUGAUUCUGAAGGCUACCGAUCAUGAAAUCAGGCCGAGGCUAUUCUCCACAGAUAAUGAAGUCUAUUGAUUCUAUUCUCCACCGAUUUGGGCCAAUUUAUUUUUAGACGGCAUUUUCGUAAUUUUUAGGGCGACGAAAGACCAAUUUCUUUGGAUAUUGAUGGCUACAGAUCAAGGAUUCAGCCUGAGGCUAUUCUUCAACGAUGAUUGAGUCCAUUAAGCACCGAUUUUGGCAGAUUUAUUCCCGAUCAAUUUUUGGCAAAUUCCAAAGGGGUACCAUCACAGAUUCCGGGCGAUUUUUCCGAAAUGCCAUUUUCUUUCGAUAUUGGAGGCUACAAAUCACGAAAUUAGGCCGAGGCUAUUCUCCACCGAUAAUGAAGUCUAUUGGUCCUAUUCUCCACGGAUGAUAAGUCCAUUGAUUACCGAUUUGUGCCAAUUUAUUUUCAGUUGGCAUUUUCGUAAUUUUUUGGGCGAUGAAAGGUCUUUUUCUUUGGAUAUUGAAGGAUACGGAUCAUAGAUUAGGCCUGAGGCUAUUCUUCAACGAUGGUUCAUUCCAUUAAGCAGCGAUUUUUGUGGAUUUCUUCCAGGUCAAUUUUUGACAAAUUCCAAAGGGGUACUUACCAUCACAAAUUUCUGGCAAGUUUUCCGAAAUGUCAUUUUCUUUCGAUUCUAGAGGCUACAGAUCACGAAAUCUGGCCGAGUUUAUUCUCCACCGAUAAUGAAGUCAAUUGAUCCUAUUCUCCACGGAUGAUAAGUUCAUUAAGCCUCGAUUUGGGCUAAUUUAUUUUUGGAUGUCAUUUUCAUAAUUUUUUGGGCGACGAAAGGACAUUUUCUUUGGAUAUUAAGGUUACGGAUCACGGAUUCGGUCUGAGGCUAUUUUUCAACGAUGAUUGAGUCCAUUAAGCACCGAUUUGGGCGGAUUUAUUCCGGGUCAAUUUUUGGCAGGUUCCAAAGGGGUACCGUCAUAGAUUUCCUGCUAUUUGUCCGAAAUGAAAUUUUCUUUCGAUU